UUGCAUUUCUAUGUUCUGUGUACUGUGGGAAACCGGAUAUAGUGAAUGCAGGGUCCGGAGAGACCAGAUAUAGUGAAUGCAGGGAGACCAGACAUAGUGAAUGCAGGGAGACCAGACAUAGUGAAUGCAGGGUCCGGGGAGACCGGAUAUAGUGAAUGCAGGGGUCCGGGGAGACCGGAUAUAGUGAAUGCAGGGUCCGGGGAGACCGGAUAUAGUGAAUGCAGGGUGUGGGGAGAGCGGAUAUAGUGAAUGCAGGGUCCGGGGAGACCAGAUAUAGUGAAUGCAGGGUCCGGGGAGAGCGGAUAUAGUGAAUGCAGGGUCCGGGGAGACCAGAUAUAGUGAAUGCAGGGUCUGGGGAGACCAGAUAUAGUGAAUGCAGGGUCCUGGGUG
Messenger RNA from Staurois parvus, 390 nucleotides. The record is from the annotation of a GenBank genome assembly. Lineage: Eukaryota; Metazoa; Chordata; Amphibia; Anura; Ranidae.